Messenger RNA from Neoarius graeffei (lesser salmon catfish), 2247 nucleotides. RefSeq names its product glypican 5b (gene gpc5b). NCBI's taxonomy places the organism in Eukaryota, Metazoa, Chordata, Actinopteri, Siluriformes, Ariidae. Gene Ontology annotation, cellular component: cell surface; extracellular region; plasma membrane. Gene Ontology annotation, biological process: regulation of protein localization to membrane; cell migration; positive regulation of canonical Wnt signaling pathway. Bases 1 to 1827 code for a protein of 608 amino acids. The transcript is spliced from 9 exons. The record is from RefSeq and is a predicted model, not a curated record.
AUGCUCCGUGAGACAGUGUGGCGAGUUUGGAUCUGUUGGAUAUUGAUGAGUUUUGGACCUCAGUGGGGAGUUCAGAGCGCAAGUGCACAUAGCUGCCACGAAGUUAAAACAGCUUUCCAACUGCGGCAGAUUGGCCUUUUAAAAUGGGUCCCAGAAACAGCGGCACCAGAUGCAGAGCUCCAAAUCUGCAAACACCAGGGUCCUACCUGCUGCACGCGCAAAAUGGAGGAGAGCUACUAUGCUGCUGCACGCAGAGACACACUGCAGAAUAUUCUGUCCUACAGCCUCGAGCUAAAGUACCUCAUCAUUGGCCAUGCUGCUGCCGUCCAGGACACCUUCCAUUCCCUGCUGUCUUUCACACUCAACCACACUCUUUCACUCCUUGACUUUGCCUAUGAACCAAUCGCCGCUGAGUCCCGUCCCUUAGUCUCCGCCCUCUUCUCUGACCUCGCCCUCUACCUGCGUGGCAAUGAUGACGUCUCUGUUGUCCUCUCUGUGGGUCGCUUUUUCGACGCGCUAUUCCCACUGGUCUAUCGGAAUCUGGUGAAUCCAGGGCUGGCAUCCUCCCCUUGGUCAGCAGAGGGUGCUGAAUGCCUCCGCGCCACACGGCAAGACAUCAACCCAUUUGGCCCUCAUCCACAAGCACUGGCACAUGGGCUGGUACGGGUUUUAGGGGUUGGCCGAUCACUCAUGCAGGCACUAACGGUGGGUGUCCAGAUCCUGAAUGCCUCAGAAUCAGCAGGCAUGGCAAAAGAGUGUGGAAGGGCAAUAGUGAGGAUGCAGUUCUGCUCACAUUGCAAGGGACUCACCCUGAUCCGGCCUUGCCAGGGCCUCUGCUUGAAUGUGAUGAGGGGUUGCUUGGCAGGACUGGCAGAGCUGCAAGGGCCAUGGAGCACCUACAUAGCGCUGCUGGAGGGCACAAGUGCAGCACUGGCUGGAGGGAAUGAGCUGGAGCUUACUCUUCUGAGCAUUCGUGAGAGGAUCAACGAUGCCAUCCUGAGUGCUCAGCUGAAUGGACCACAUCUCAGCGCCAUUGUGGAAAAGGUGUGUGGUUCUCUCACUGAGCCUUCCUCGUCCACUCAAGUUAGUUCAACACAAAGUCCAACAUCCCAGAGUCCUACAGACUUGGACCAGGGUUCGAGUGUGGGGUUGGUCUCCUCCAUCCCAUCCAUGAGCCCUACAGUACCAGACAAGUCUGAUGAUCACAGAGACAGCCAUGUUACACUGAGGAAAAGAUCCUUGCCUCUAAAACCUUCCAAGAAUGACAAGCCCAGAAGUCUGAAGAAAAUCUCUAAGGAGUUUGUGAGUUACAUUCAGCGGUACAAGUCCUUCUUCUCCAUGUUGCCAGAGGUUCUAUGUGACAAUGAGAUGGUGCUGGAUGAAUACACCUGCUGGAAUGGGGAGGAUGUGGUGGAGAGUUACACAAAUUCUGUGGUGGAGAACGGCCUCCAGGCCCAAAGACAAAACCCUGAGAUUAAGAUCAGAAGUGUGGACCCGGUUUUAGUUGAGGCCAAAGAGACACUGGAAAGAUUUAAUCAGGAUAUGUGGGCUGAAACAGGACUGGAUGAUGGGCGGCAAGAGCACUUGCAUGUGGACAGUGGCAGUGGAAUGGAAACCAGUGGCGAUUGUGAUGAUGAAGACGGGUGUGAAGGCUCAGGAGAGGAUGAAGAGGAAAUAGGCCGUGUCGUCCCAUCCUUCUCACCUCCCUCUGUGAGACAAGGUUCAGGACUGUCCUUUAAAGCAGCAGCAUGCAGUACAGACUCCUCCUCACUCCUGAUCUCUCUGUCUCUCUUUCCCCUGCUGCUGUCUCUCCUGCACUCCACCUAAAGCCCCAAGGACACAACAGAGGACUGAAGUAUGCACUUGCACUGGAUACUUAGACGUCUACACAUUGAUCCGACCCGCUCCAUCCUGUGUAGCUGCUCUUGACACUAAACCCUCCAGCUGUGGAGAAAGUGCCUUGUUUAUGAUUUAGUUUGUGUUCUGAAUUACAGUUUUGCACAUGAGCUUGUGUGCGGUUUCCUGCUUUGCAUAAUUUGAGUGACAGCUUAUAGUCAAUUCUAAAUUUUGUGUCUAAAUCAUCACACAUCCAGACUUGUUGAGGUACUUGCUGACACAAUAUACAGGAGUGAUGCUGAAUUCUCAAUUCUGAUUGGUCAGAAGGUGUUGAUUAAUUUUCUAUAAAUGCAGAUCUGACAGAAUUGCAGCUGCAAAUGACAGGUUUAUAUUAAUGCACUCAUUCUAAUA